UAACCGUUUAACCGUCAACACCGACCAUAGUAAUACCACAACAACGACUACGAUUGCAACGGCGACGACUCCAACAACUACAUCGUCGACAAAACUUAUUCAACUUCAACGUACAAGUUCGCCAAAUGGAGUUACUAGUGCGUCUGCUGUUCUUCUAACACCGACGACGCCCCUUGGAAUGGGUUCAGGACUAAUGAAUAGUAGUAGCGGAAGCGGAUAUCUUGCUAAGCACCGUUUGAGCGUCACAAGUGGUGGAGGUGAGGAUAAAGAUCAUAAAGAGAAAGAAAAUGGGAAUAGUAGUAAUGGUUUGGUAAUUGGGUUGACGCGUCAGCAAUUCACACCAAGCCCCACAAGUGAAAUUCAUCCAUUGCACUUUACGUGGGUGUUUUGGUUCAUGCACCGAAGCCCUGGUAGUAAGAUAUUAAAUUAUGAAAGUUCGAUGAAAAAAAUCGCUGCCUUUUCUUCGAUAGAGGAUUUUUGGGCUGUUUAUAGCCAUCUUCGAAGACCUCACGAAUUACCUAAUAUUAGUGACUACCACCUUUUUAAACAAGGUGUUAGACCAGUAUGGGAGGUGAUGGCAGUCAUUGGUGAUCAAUUUGAUGUGGGUACGGAGAUUUGUGGAGCGGUGCUGUCUAUCCGCAGUUCGGAGGACAUCCUGUCCCUGUGGAAUCAGUCUGCACAUGAAGGAAGAAUUAACUUAAAAAUACG
Molecule: messenger RNA, 708 nt
Organism: Racocetra persica
Lineage: Eukaryota; Fungi; Glomeromycota; Glomeromycetes; Diversisporales; Gigasporaceae
Source: the annotation of a GenBank genome assembly